Ilex paraguariensis (yerba mate) is the source of this 1611-nucleotide messenger RNA. Lineage: Eukaryota; Viridiplantae; Streptophyta; Magnoliopsida; Aquifoliales; Aquifoliaceae. The record is from the annotation of a GenBank genome assembly.
GUCUCUCUCUCUUUCUGUUGCCAUGGCUGUUCGAGGGCUGCUUCUCGCAUUCACAUCUGCCUUGGCUUUCGCCGGAGCUUUUGAUUUUGUACUUUCCUACGAUCGCCCACCGGCGAGGAAGUCCCUCUUUGUGCGACUUUCGGAAGAUGUUGAUUCUACUUCACCACAGCAGGACAUGAAACCCACACCUUUAAGUUGUUGAAAUUCAGUUUCGUGUAUGUUGGGCCCCAACUGUCGCAGAUAUGUACAAGACUGAGGUCCAACGAUGAAUCCUGUUUUUGAUAAGGGUGCAUAUAUCUCUGGUCGGAGAAGACAAGAUGAGGAUUUCGUGGAUUACAGAAGACCCAACUCCGGCGACUGUAAACUACGGCACAUCGCCGGGAAAAUAUGGGUUUUCCGCAAGUGGGAGUACGUCUUCAUACCAGUAUGUAAUGUACCAGUCCGGUGAAAUUCAUGAUGUAGUCAUCGGUCCAUUGAAGCCACAGACAAUAUAUUACUAUCGUUGUGGCUCCGAUUCAGCCCCCGAGUUCAGUUUCAAAACUCCACCACCUCAAUUGCCUAUCAGAUUCGCCAUUGCAGGUGAUCUUGGACAGACAGAGUGGACUAGCUCCACCCUUGAGCACAUUUCACAAUCAAACUACGAUGUGUUGUUGCUACCAGGGGACUUGUCCUAUGCCGAUACAAACCAGCCAGUAUGGGACUCAUUCGGCCGACUGGUUCAGCCCCUAGCAAGCCAGCGGCCAUGGAUGGUGACUCAAGGUAACCACGAAAUCGAAAAAAUACCCAUAAUACACUCCGAUACCUUCACAUCCUACAAUGGAAGAUGGCACAUGCCAUUUGAAGACAGUGGUUCCGACUCGAAUUUAUACUAUUCCUUUGAUGUUGCUGGUGUUCAUGUGAUCAUGUUGGGUUCGUACACUGAUUUUGGUUCAAGCUCGGCUCAGUAUGGAUGGCUUAAGGCAGACUUGAAGAAGGUUGAUAGGAAGAAAACACCAUGGGUGGUGGUGCUCAUCCAUGCGCCUUGGUACAAUUCUAAUACCGCUCAUCAAGGGGAGCGCGAAUCAAUUGACAUGAAGGCGUCCAUGGAAGAUUUGCUCUAUGGAGCUCGUGUUGAUGUCAUUUUUGCAGGGCAUGUUCAUGCCUAUGAGCGCUUUACUCGGGUUUACAAGGGACAAGCUAACAAUUGUGGUCCAGUGCAUAUCACCAUAGGAGAUGGUGGCAACCAUGAAGGCCUCGCCACCAAGUUCUUAGACCCACAACCAAACAUUUCGGUUUUCAGGGAGGCCAGUUUUGGGCACGGGGAACUUGAGGUUGUGAAUGCAACCCAUGCUCAGUGGACGUGGCAUAGGAACGACGACGAUGAACUAGUUGCAUCUGAUACAGUCUGGUUAAGAAACCUUACAUCUGACCCAGCUUGUGAAGUGUAAAAUUUAAUUUAAAGAACUAUCUCCAGAAAGAGUUAUAUUUUAUGUAUACCGUUAGUUGUGAGCUAUCUUGUAUUCAGUUUAUGGCUUUAAUUUUGCUUACUUUUUGUAUUUGUUUUUAAAAUAUUGAUGAUUAGAGGUAAUAUGAGAGUCAACGGUUUUUAGUCAUAAAAAAUAAUCUCUCCAC